AUGGCGGCUUUCGACCAUGUUCACAACAUGUACGACGUAUCUCUGAAGCCUCGAUUGCUCCGUUCCUUGCUCAAAGACCACGUUCCAGAUGAAAAACACCCGUUUCGAAACCCUUGGGAGCUCUCACACGUCGUCUCUGCAGUCAAGACUCAUCGACUAUUGUCCGAGUUUGCCACAGACUCGACCGAUCAAAAGCAAAUCGAAAACUGGAAAUCAGCUGUUGAUGCAUGGGUCAAUCGAUUGCUCACUCUCGUUUCUAGCAACAUGCCAGAUAAGUGUUGGGCUGGACUAUGUUUGCUAGGAAUGACAUGUCAAGAAUGCAGUUCUGAGCGCUUCUUGGCGUCGUAUUCAGUUUGGUUUAACAAGCUCUUGUCACAUAUUCAGCUUCCUGCAGAUACACAUUUUGUGAAGUUGGCUUCUUGUGCUUCAAUAUCGGAUCUGUUCACAAGGUUGGGUGGAUUUCCAAAUGCAAAGAAAGAUGGGACUUUGCAAGCCACAAAACUUAUUCAACCACUUUUGAAGCUAUUAAAUGAGGAUAACUCUGAUGCCGUAUGGGAAGGAGCUGUCUGCUUAUUGUGUACCAUUACAACUAUCUUUCCAUCUUCUAUUCAUCGUCAUUAUGAUAGUGCUGAAGCUGCUAUUGUCUUAAAGAUCAUGUCAGGGAAAUGCAAUGCUAGUAUGCUGAAGAAGCUUGGUAAUUGCUUGGCAUUACUUCCAAAAUCAAGAGGAGAUGAGGACAGCUGGUCUUUGAUGAUGCAGAAGAUAUUAUUCUUGAUAAAUAUUUACCUGAACGAGGCCUUCCAAGGUCUAGAAGAAGAAAGCAAAGGUAAUGAGGCUAUGAGGGUAUUGCUUCCCCCAGGAAAAGAUCCCCCUCCUCCUCUUGGCGGCCAGACAAUUUUUGGAGAAGCCUCAAACCAAGCAACAAAGAGGCCUGAGCGAUUGCUUAUGUCCAGAGUCUCUACCCUAAUGCUUUGUUGUUGUACAAUGCUUACAAGUUCUUACACAGUUCAGGUAACUAUUCCUGUUCGGCCAUUACUAGCCCUUUCAAGGAGAGUGUUGAUGGUGGAUGGCUCCUUGUUACAAGCCUUAUUUCCCUUCACAACAGCCUUGCAGCAAGAAUUUAUUUGCUCAGAACUUCCAGCUUUGCAUUUGUACAGUUUGGAACUCCUGUCUGCUGUUGUAAAGGGACUGCGCAGCCAACUAUUACCUCAUGCUGCGGAUAUUGUGCGACUACUUGCAGAGUAUUUCCGGAGAUGUGCAUUGCCAGAGUUAAGGAUAAAGGUCUACUCAAUCAUGAAAAAUUUACUGAUAUCCAUGGGGGUUGGGAUAGCUAUAUAUCUGACCCAGGAAGUCAUCAGCAAUGCAGUUGUUGAUUUGGAUACCAGUGGCUGUGAGAGUGGUGGGACAUGUUCUGGGGCAUACUCUAAGGUCCCCACCGAGACAAGGGCACAGCCUUCUCAGAGGAAAAGAAAGCACGCGAGUACAACUAGGUCCCUUGAAGAGCAGCCUGAUAGAGUUGGGUUGGAAGUGGAAACGCCCCAACAUGAGACUCCGCUAUCUCUGAAAAUAGCUGCUCUCGAGGCGUUGGAGGCUCUCCUAACUGUGCAGGGUGGUUCUUUGAGAUCUGAGAGUUGGCGAUCCAAAAUCGACAAUCUUCUUAUAACUGUAGCUACAAACUCUUGUAAAGGGGGCUUGGCCAAUGAGGAGGAAAGUGUUUUCCUUUCCAGUCAAUUUACACCGACUUGGGCAGAUUUUCAGUUUGCAGCCUUACGAGCACUUUUGGCGUCUCUUCUUUCUCAUGCUCGUGUUCGGCCCCCAUAUUUAGCCCAAGGUCUUGAGCUUUUUCGUAGAGGCAUGCAAGAAACAGGAACACAGCUUGCUGCAUUUUGUGCGCAUGCUCUCUUGACCCUGGAAGUGCUCAUACAUCCCAGGGCCCUCCCACUAGUAGAUUUUCCGUCUGCGACCGAAUAUUCCUUUGAUGGACUAAACGGCAGUUACCGAGAGAAUAUGUACACAAGUGGUCAGAGAGAAAACACCACAUUUCCCGUUACCACAGUGGGAAAGGGACCAGGUGAUCCCGAGUCUGAAGAUGAUGACCUCUAUGAAAAUUGGCUGGGGAUUGGUGAAGAAAUCGUGUUUCCAAUGACUGAACAAGGAAAGGAUACAAAUCAGCCCAAAAAGCCCUUCAAAAUUUCUACAGAUCCUUUUGUAGAAAAGCUGGUUUCUGUAGAUGCUUUGUCAGGUGCAAAAGUUACUAAAGAAAAUGAACUGGAGGUUUCAACAGCUGUUGCUGCUGAGGGAACACUUGGAGAUGGGGAUGAAAUCAUGGUUGAGUCACAGCAAUCUAAAGAAACCAUUAAGCAGUUUGGCAAACCCAUGCGCCAUGAAGGUGAAAGGGUUGCAGGUUUUGUUGAUGGCUCCACAAAUGCUCAGGCUGGCACGGUUGUUUCACAUAGUGGUGCAUUAGGUCCGAUGGAGAGUGAAAUGGCACUUGGAAACGAUGGCUUGGCAACUAAAGGUGAUGGGUUCCCUAUAAUAGGCGAAAAAACUUCUGAUGCUGUAUCGGGUAAGGACAUGUUAAUGAGGUGUGAUAAAUCCACAAUGGGUGAAACAAGUUAUGGUACGACAUCAAAUUCAGAGGGAAGCAAGGGGUUUGUGUUUGAAAUGGACAAUGAAUCCUCUAUGGACUCCCUUCCUGAUAUAGUGGACGCUGAUCCGGAUUCUGACUAGAAGUAGGGUUAAUUUAGGGUGGCAUACAUGGCAUUCUGCAAUGCCUGAGGGAGGUUGUAUUUAGUGUUCUAGCUUAAGUGUGAAUUGUGAAAUGACAAGUUUUGAUAUCUCAAAGUAAUUU
Molecule: messenger RNA, 2851 nt
Organism: Ilex paraguariensis (yerba mate)
Lineage: Eukaryota; Viridiplantae; Streptophyta; Magnoliopsida; Aquifoliales; Aquifoliaceae
Source: the annotation of a GenBank genome assembly